Acanthopagrus latus (yellowfin seabream) is the source of this 1228-nucleotide messenger RNA. Its product is annotated as transmembrane protein 182-like. The transcript is spliced from 5 exons. The record is from RefSeq and is a predicted model, not a curated record. The coding region runs from base 143 to 901 and encodes 252 amino acids. Lineage: Eukaryota; Metazoa; Chordata; Actinopteri; Spariformes; Sparidae. Gene Ontology annotation, cellular component: membrane.
AGCUCCCCCACCAUGCCAACGAGUGGCAGGGAGCGCCAGACUGUUUUUCUUUUGGACAGGGGCUGGGCACAGGGCAGCAGAGUGGACACCGCCGACGAGCUGAGGAUUUAACUGAUAGUCAGGGAGGUUUUGGGUCAGAGUUAUGAAGGUGGGGGCUGCUACCUUGGUCGGGGGUAUAUUUGGGUCAGUGGGGACUCUGUGUUUCUUCAUAGCCUUUGCUACAGACUACUGGCUGGUGGCCAGUGACAACUGUGGACCGAAUACAUGGCCGACGCAAACAGCACUGACAGGGGAGAAAGAUGCCAAUGGAACUGAGAUCCAGUCGGUGGAGGUCGUCACUGAUGGCCCUCUUCCGUCUCUCACGCUGCACCACGAGGGCUUCUUCUGGCGGUGUGUGUUCCAGGUGGAGCCCUCAGCGCACGCAGUCCUGGCCACUCUCUUCACAAACCAGCCAGAAUCCAAGGUCUGCGUCCAUGGUUACCUCUUCCCUCUGCCUGUCGCUCUUGGACAGGUUCCGCAUCCAAGUUACGAUGCGACAGCAGUGUUUCGGGGUUUCUGGACCGUGCUCAUAAUCCUCGGCCUGGUGGCAGCUUUGACCGGACUCUUCCUCCUGGUGUGCGGCGGCCCCUUCAUCAGUCACAAGCUCUACAAGCUGGGUGGCGCUUUCCUCGUCACUGCUGCCUGCCUGUUCCUGUUCAUGCUGCUGCUCUACGUGCUGUGGAUGGAGCUGGUGGACGUGGAGCGCUACGUCCUGCAGGAGAGAAUGGAGGCGUGUCCGAGCGCCCAGGUCUCAGUGCUCUACGGCCUGUCGUUCAUGGUGGCCGCUGCCGGCGUGCCCCUGGAGCUCGUCUCCGGGUUGGUCUUCAUGCUGGUGGGCCGUGCGCUGCAUGCCAGCAAGUGAGCUUUCCAUCUGGCCUGUGGUGGAACAAAAGACUGACCUUUAUUUGUCCUGCAACUGGGACCGAGCAGCACACUGGUGGGAUGUAAAUACAAGCUGCAAAGACGCGAUUAAUAUUAGAGCAGCGUGCAGUCAGAGACAAUGAGUCGAUGUAUCAGUUUUUACAAACACGCUUUGAUUAUUUCUAUAAAAUCAUUCUGUACUGUAGAAUGAUACCACAGUAACUCAGAUGUACAGUCUAUGGGAUUAGUGUGGUGUGAUAUGGAUGUGAAUUGGGGAUAAAGGAACCAUGUAUGACGUGCCUGUUUUUUUUUUUUUUUAAAUAAAUUG